Ictalurus furcatus (blue catfish) is the source of this 1819-nucleotide messenger RNA. RefSeq names its product propionyl-CoA carboxylase subunit beta (gene pccb). Lineage: Eukaryota; Metazoa; Chordata; Actinopteri; Siluriformes; Ictaluridae. Gene Ontology annotation, molecular function: propionyl-CoA carboxylase activity. The record is from RefSeq and is a predicted model, not a curated record. Gene Ontology annotation, cellular component: mitochondrion. Bases 51 to 1724 code for a protein of 557 amino acids. The transcript has 15 exons.
GUCUCGGCUCGGCUAAAGGACGCGUCUCGGAGAAGUUGCGGCUCGUCAAAAUGGCGGCGUACACACUGAUUCGGAGCGGCGGGGGCAUUUUAACCGGUCUGAAAUGUUCCUUAAAGACUUUCACUCAUGUUCCUCAGAGCUGUGCCGCUUUAUCGCGCUGUAAACUUUCACUAAACACACAGUGGAGGAGUUCAGCGCAGCUGUCAGUGCAGGACAGAAUCGAGAGCAAGCGGAGAGCCGCGCUGCAGGGAGGAGGACAGGCGAGGAUCGAGGCUCAGCAUAAACGGGGGAAGCUGACGGCUCGAGAGAGAAUCGCUCUGCUGCUGGAUCCCGACUCGUUCGUGGAGUACGACAUGUUUGUGGAACAUCGCUGUGCGGAUUUUGGGAUGCAGGCUGAUCACAACAAGUAUCCAGGUGACAGCGUAGUCACAGGACAGGGCCGGAUCAACGGCCGGCUCGUCUACAUCUUCAGCCAGGACUUCACCGUGUUUGGAGGGAGUUUAUCGGGAGCUCACGCCCAGAAAAUCUGCAAAGUGAUGGACCAGGCGAUGAUGGUCGGAGCUCCGGUGAUUGGGCUGAAUGAUUCGGGCGGAGCAAGAAUCCAGGAAGGAGUCGAAUCGCUCGCAGGAUACGCGGACAUUUUCCUGAGGAACGUGUUGGCGUCAGGGGUUGUUCCCCAGAUCUCUCUCAUCAUGGGGCCGUGUGCAGGAGGAGCCGUUUAUUCUCCCGCCCUCACUGACUUCACCUUCAUGGUCAAGGACACAUCAUAUCUUUUCAUCACAGGGCCUGACGUGGUUAAAUCUGUCACUAAUGAGGACGUGACACAGGAGGAACUGGGAGGAGCCAAAACACACACCUCUGUGUCCGGUGUGGCUCACAAGGCGUUUGAGAACGAUGUGGAUGCGUUGCUGAACCUCAGAGAGUUUUUUAAUUUCCUGCCUCUCAGUAAUAAAGACUCUGCUCCGGUAACCGAGUGUCACGACCCGAGUGAUCGCCUUGUUCCUGGACUUGACACACUUGUUCCCUUCGAAAGCACGAAGGCCUACGACAUGCUGGACAUCAUCCAUGGCAUCGUAGAUGAACGUGAGUUUUUUGAAAUCAUGCCCAACUACGCCAAGAACAUCGUGGUGGGAUUCGCCCGCAUGAACGGCCGCACUAUCGGCAUUGUGGGUAAUCAGCCCAAAGUAGCUUCGGGAUGUUUGGACAUUAACUCCUCAGUGAAGGGAGCACGUUUCGUACGCUUCUGUGACGCCUUCAACAUUCCCAUCAUCACCUUUGUGGAUGUUCCUGGGUUCCUGCCAGGGACGGCGCAGGAGUACGGAGGAAUCAUCCGACACGGCGCCAAACUGCUGUUCGCUUUCGCAGAAGCUACGGUUCCUAAAAUCACCAUCAUCACCAGGAAGGCGUAUGGUGGUGCAUACGACGUGAUGAGCUCUAAACACCUACGUGGCGAUGUUAAUUACGCCUGGCCGUCAGCCGAGGUGGCCGUGAUGGGAGCAAAGGGUGCUGUGCAGAUUAUUUUCAGGGGAAAGGAGAAUCAGGCCGAGGCGGAGGCCGAGUACAUGGAGACGUUUGCUAACCCUUUCCCUGCUGCUGUCCGAGGGUUUGUUGAUGACAUCAUCCAGCCGUCCACCACGCGCAUGAGGAUCUGCAGAGACCUGGAGGUUCUGGCGAGCAAGAAACAGAGCAACCCGUGGAAGAAACACGCUAACAUCCCGUUGUAGCCCCGCCCACUGAGCACUACACACUCCCUCUCAGCACAUUAACACACCUACUGUCACUUUUCUGUUGGAUAAACGAAUAAACACCCUGAACACGG